Falco peregrinus (peregrine falcon) is the source of this 2798-nucleotide messenger RNA. It is a transcript of the gene PSIP1, whose product is annotated as PC4 and SRSF1 interacting protein 1. Gene Ontology annotation, cellular component: nucleus. The coding region runs from base 200 to 1957 and encodes 585 amino acids. Gene Ontology annotation, molecular function: double-stranded DNA binding; transcription coregulator activity. Lineage: Eukaryota; Metazoa; Chordata; Aves; Falconiformes; Falconidae. The record is from RefSeq and is a predicted model, not a curated record. Gene Ontology annotation, biological process: regulation of transcription by RNA polymerase II. The transcript has 18 exons.
GCCGCUCCGCCAACCCCGCAGCGCCGCGGCUGCCCCGCCCCCGCGGAAAGAGGGAGGAGCCACUUCUACGAUGCGGGGAGAAACCUUAAAUAGACUCGAUCGUUUCCUUCCUCCAUUGCCAUCUCGGGGCACCUAGGGGUAGUCGGACGGCAAGCAGCGUCCCGGUGAACGCUGCAGAGCGUCGCGUCCGGGAGCAAACAUGAGCCGCGAGUACAAACCUGGAGACUUGAUCUUUGCCAAGAUGAAAGGUUACCCCCAUUGGCCCGCCAGGGUGGAUGAAGUUCCUGAAGGAGCAGUAAAGCCACCUGCGAAUAAAAUGCUUAUUUUCUUUUUUGGCACCCAUGAGACGGCAUUUUUGGGACCAAAGGACAUAUUCCCUUACCUUGAAAAUAAAGAUAAAUAUGGCAAACCAAAUAAAAGAAAGGGUUUUAAUGAAGGUUUGUGGGAAAUCGACAACAACCCCAGAGUGAAGUUUUCUCAUCAGCAGUCCCAUCCAUCUGUUAACGCUACCAUCAAGGAAGCUGUUCAAGAAGGUGGUCAGGAGCCUGCUGGAAGAAGUGAAGAAAAAGCAGUAGCUAAAAGAAGAAAGCCUACUGUCCGGAAAUUACACUCUAAACAGGAUAGUUACUUAACUACAGUACCUGGAGUGGAAGAGAAGGAGCUGGGUACUUCUAAGGAAGAUGAUCUAACUUCUGAAAAAAACAGUAAAGAAGAUGUGGUGAAAACGAGUGAUGAUUCUAUUCCUAAAGUUCCUAGAAGAGGAAGAAAAAGAAAGGCUGUAAAACAAGCUGAAGCUGAGGAGGCAGCAGCAGUUCCUGUGCCAGUAUCUCCAAAAGCUGUAAAACAAGCUGAAGCUGAGGAGGCAGCAGCAGUUCCUGUGCCAGUGUCUCCAAAAGUAAGCCCCAAAAGAGGACGACCAGCAGCUUCUGAAGUAAAGGUUCCAAAACCAAGAGGGAGGCCCAAGUCUGUGAAAGUAUCUUGUCUUUCAGAGUGUGACUUUGUUAAGGAGGAGGAGAAGGCAAAGAAAAAAGGACCAGAAGAAAAGCCAAAAAAACAAGGAAAAAAAGAUGAGGAAAGUCAGAAAGAAGAGGAGAAAUCAAAGAAGGAAUUUGACAAAAAGGAAGGAAAGAAAGAGGCUGAACCAAAAAGGAGAAAUGCUGCAAAAGUGGGUUCUGCAUCAGCUUCUGAUUCUGAAGGUGAUGGAGAAGAAAAAGGUGACAAGAAGAAAAGGGGAAGGACCUGCCUGAGCACUUAUAGAAGAUGUGCUUCAAGAGGCCAGCAUGAAAGGGAAGGAACAGAAAGAAAGCGUAAGCAAGAGGAAGAAACAGUAUCUGAACUGCAGAGUAAGGAAGAAGGUAAGAAAACAGAAGUUAAGAAGAUGGAGAAGAAGAGAGAAACAUCAAUGGAUUCUAGGCUUCAAAGGAUACAUGCAGAAAUUAAGAACUCCCUGAAAAUUGAUAAUCUUGAUGUGAACAGGUGUAUUGAGGCUCUUGAUGAGCUUGCAUCCCUUCAAGUCACAAUGCAGCAAGCUCAGAAACACACAGAGAUGAUUCUGACUCUAAAGAAGAUACGGAAAUUCAAAGUUAGCCAAGUUAUCAUGGAGAAAUCUACAAUGCUAUAUAACAAGUUCAAGACCAUGUUUCUGGUUGGGGAAGGAGAUUCUGUUCUUUCCCAAGUACUAAAUAAGUCACUUGCUGAGCAGAAGCAGCAUGAGGAAGCCAACAAAACCAAAGAACAGUGGAAGAAAGGAGCAAACAAAAAAAUGGAAAAGGACCAAACAGGUUCCAAGGUUCUGAAUGGAGGGUCUGAAGCUCAAGACACCAACCAGUCGCAACACAAUGGAGAGAACACUGAGGAUGAGAAAGAUAGGCAUGAAGUUGGCAGUAAGAGAAAGACAUGUGGUGAAGAGAGAGAGCUUGAAAAGCCAGCAAAAGAUUCUGCCUUUGAAAGCAAAUGAUGCCACUGGAAUCUUUUCUUAAAAAAAAAUAUCAAAGAUGAUUGUUAAGUUUUGCAUUUGAAAUCUAUAGACUGCUGAAAGUUUAAAUAAUUUUAUAAGCAUAGUAUUUUGAAGUUAAAUUUUGUGGAAUAAAAGCCCCUUUAAUCUUGGUUUUGAAGUACUUAAACACUUUUGCAAUAGUUUUGUCCAGUAUUAACAGGUAACACAUUUCAAAAGAUGAAAAUUCCAGUUAGAAAUGCUUAAAUGUUACAGGUCUUAGAGUUGUAGUAUAUUUUUACCUGACUACUGUAUGUUUGUCUAGCUAAUAGCAGGAAAAAGUGUAAAUACUUUUAACUGCCCAACUGCUUUCUUUGUAUAAAACCUACUCUCUUCCUAUGGUACUGACGUCUGUUAGUGCACAGCUUUUCAACUCUCGUGGGGAUGUAUUUUCACUGUGUUUUGUAGGAGUUGGAAGCACCGUUUUUCUAGCCGUUAAAAUGUUAAUGGAUACUUAAUCACUUUCUAAAAACAAGUUUGGUUCUGUUUGUGCAAAACGCAUUGUGCCAUCUUACUGCAAUGUGAGUUUAUGGUAUGCUUUUGGUCUGAUAAGUAUACUAGAAAGAAACGUGGUGGUCCCACAGAACCUCUUCAUGCACACUGGUUGGAAAACACUGUCUUGAAUAAUUGAAAUUAAAGAAUUUUGAACUGGUAAAGAGAGACUGGUUCUUAAUACUAACUUGUGUAGACAAAACCAAUCGUAGUAACAAGUGUCUGUUUUUAAUGCUAUUUCAAUUUUGUUGCCUUGGCAUUAACUUGGGGAUAUCUGACUUGAAUUGAAAUUAAAGAAUUUUAAACUGGUAAA